This is a messenger RNA of Aspergillus nidulans FGSC A4, 942 nucleotides long. RefSeq lists its product as uncharacterized. The record is from RefSeq and is a predicted model, not a curated record. NCBI's taxonomy places the organism in Eukaryota, Fungi, Ascomycota, Eurotiomycetes, Eurotiales, Aspergillaceae. Bases 1 to 942 code for a protein of 313 amino acids. The transcript has a single exon.
AUGCCAGGCAACAUUUCCUCCCGCAGCGCCCUAGUCGCAAAAUCACUCCCAUUCAGCUCCAUCAGAAAACACAUCGAACCUCGGAAUAACCGUUGCAGCCGCGCAGCAACAGAGAAACCAAUGCAGGCCCACGCCGAAGGCGAUGGUGAUGGGUACUCAACAGCCUCGGAGGAAGAAAUCAUCUCGCAACUCGACGAAGACGCCCUCUCCAAACUCCCUCUCCAUCUUCAAAAUAACAUGCGCGAACUUCAAGCUGAGCGAGUUCAACGGUUAACGGGGGAACAGCGUCUGGCUCAGAGCCGCCCUCGACCCCAUUCCCGACACCUGGAUCGAGUAAUUGAGGAGCCGGAGCCGAAUCAAGAAUCAGGGCCAGAGAAUGAACAGGAAGUGGACAUGAAAGAGUGUAAUACUUACUACGCAGAGAAAUGGUUCAAGAAGAUGCUUGCGAAGGUCGCCGCUGCAAGGGAAUUGGAUGUUGAGCGGGUUUUGGAGGGAUCUGAUGAGGACGAUGAUAGUUCCCGGCGUCGCGGUAGUGUGGCUUGGUGCCCUAUACGCCAAGAAUGGGCUCCUGCCACCUACGGGCAAAGACAAAUAGAGAGCGAACCUGUCGAUGGCAAAGGGGACGCGGGUAAGGUUGGCGGUGGUCGUGCUUCUAGGCUGUGUGGCAUUCCGCCCCGAGAGGAGACUCCUUUGUCUGAAGCGGACACGGUAAUUACUGAACGCUACUUACUUACGAGCCUCCAUGACUGCAGAGUAUCAUCGCAGGAAGGGUAUAUGUCAUGGAGGUGCGCUGGGCCCUACUAUGUGUAUGAGGCUCGAGAUAGUCACGAUCAAUACCACCAGCCGGAGCAGUCGAGCGAGAGUCUGUCAUCGCUCAUGUUGGCCGCGCGCGAUCGUGUGCGCCUGAAAUCUCGACGGGUUAAGGAUGUCUUCAAGAAAUGA